This is a messenger RNA of Vitrella brassicaformis, 2658 nucleotides long. NCBI's taxonomy places the organism in Eukaryota, Vitrellaceae. The record is from the annotation of a GenBank genome assembly.
CUCACACACAUGCGUGGGAGAGCGAGGGUCAGACUUCCCUGUCACUCCUUCGCGGCUCGCGUGUUUGGUGAGUGUUCUCCCCCAUGAAAAGAGGCACCCAACAUGCAGCACAGAUACGCAGCAUGCAGCACUCGCGCCAUCCCCCUGCCGCCUUUCUCCUGCCGCGGUCGGUGGAUCUCCAUGGCUGCUCUGGUAUGCCUUGCUGCCCUCGUGGUGGAUCUCUGGAUGCGUUGCGCCGCCAAGACGACCUCAUUCAUGCAUCUGAUGCCAUCGGAUGGGAGAGCGAGAACGCCAUCAGUGUUGCGAGCAGCGCAGAGGGCCAGGCGACUUCCAGCUGCCCUCGUGAGCCGAGAAGGCGCGCAGGCGGACGACAGAGGUGCGUGGCGUGGCGACAAGCAGACAGGCAGGGAGGGAGGCAGGCAGGCAGUCAGGGACAGUCAGGGACAGUCAGGGACAGGCAGGCAGGCACAGGCAGGCAGCCAUGCAUGCGUGUGCGUGUGACUGCCUGCCUCUGUGUGUUUUUGCUGCAUGAUGCAGGUGGAUUCCCAUUGACAAUCACAGCUGACGACCUCAUCCCUGUCAACCAGCUCAUCGACCCAUCGGCACUGCGUGAGACAAACCGACUCGUGGUGCUCAGCGGAGACGGACAACGACGAGAGCCUGCCAAGUACAUCGGCCAAAAUGUAAUCGGCGUUACGGCGACCCCUGCUAGCAUCACUGCCCUCCUCAAGGCGAGGGACAGCGGCCCUUUCAGGGUUGGGCCCACGGUCGUCACACGCUUCUCACGCGGAGGAAAGACACGAAUGCUCAAGGAAAUCGCCAAGCAGCUGCGAGCGGCGAAGAUUCCGGUGCUGCCGAUCACCUUCAACGACGAAACGUCACUUGACCCAAAAGAGAGCAGUAGCAGGACACUCAUCGAGUCGAUUCUCCUGCGGAUCGGGUGGUCGGCGGCCAAGAACGAGACAAUUGAGGCAGUGGGGAAAGAGCUCGGCAAGGAGGUUGUCAACUUCGGUGUGUGGGUCGGGGCCGUCAGCGUCACCGAGGAAGUCAUCCUGCAGUGGCUUGGCGACAGGCCCUGUGUUCUGAUGAUCGAUGAGUUGAAUCAGCUGCUGAAGAAGAAGACCCCGUAUGUCGAAGGAUCGCCCGAGGCGAUAGUCGCAGCAUAUCUCAAGACCAACUGGCUCGGUCAGCCGGAUCGCUUUCUGGUCUUCUCCAGCCAUGUGCUGACGACCUCGACGAAUCUGCAGGGGUUCUGGGUCGCGGGCUUGGGCGAUCGCCCCAUGCAACAGCUGCGAAUGCCGCUGAUCGAGAACGUCGCCGAGGCGAGAGAGGUCAUCAGCGAUGCUGCCGACGAAGGCCAGAUGUGCUGGGUUGGACGGGCUCCUGGCUUGCUCAUGGACCUCUAUCAUCGAGACCCUCGCAACGCUGAUCCGGCCAAUGUCCUGCGGAAGGCCAAGAUGAUGCCUUCCGGUGCCGAUGCGCCAUCCGCCGUUGGUGUCAUCAAGAUGGCUCUCGACGGCAACACCAUGUGGGCUCAGACUAUUCCCGACUGGCAGAGGUGGAUGGACAUCUAUGGAGACAACUGUGUUUGGCCACCUUGCUAUUUGGGCGCUGCCUGCACCAAGGUGGCCAACAGCCCGGCGGUCGAGGAAAAGUUUGGCGGGGCCUUCUGCAGCGGGUUGAGGGCCAUCGAGAAUUUCCUGGACAACCUGCACACACAGCCGCGAGAGUCUGGCAAGCGAUGGGAGGGCGUUGCGGCGGCAGGGGUCCUCCUGCGGUUGCUCGAGAGCCACAUCAGCUACACCACUCAAGGCAAAUAUCCGAUCGGCUUGACACCAGAAGCACAAGCGCUCCUGCCCCCUGAUGUUGUGAGGGGAUGCAGCUUUGGGGACUAUGUGCUGGCCGUGUCGCACCCGGAUCGCGAGAUCAGGACGCUUCGGCAGCUCAUUGACUACUUCAACGACAGCAACAGCCCCAUCCGCAGGGUGGACAAAGGUGUCGCGGCAUUCUUCGUGUUGCCCACCCAUCUGCAGUUUGAAGGCCACGACUUCUACAUCUUCAUCACUGUCGACGGGCAGCUGACUGAGGUCCGGGGAUACCAAUGCAAGCAAGGAUUCGCGAAGAAGCCAACCCCAGCCAGUCUCGAGAAGAUUGCCCGUGCAUUUCGCGACGCCUUCGGUCCUGGCGGGGGCAAACCGGGCGGUGGGAAGGAGCCAGCCCUCGACGGCCUGCGCACGACUCCAUUGUGCAGGACAGUGUGGUUUACGGGGGAUUCAGGCGGAGGCGAGGACGAGCGGAAUCGCAAAGACGAAUACGACCUGACGGACAGUGAGGGUGUCCCGGUACGUUGGCCUUCACAGGCCACAAUGAGCUGCCUGGUAGGGUUCUCGCUGGCAUUGACCUGUCCCUUUGAGUGGUUGGCGUAGAGCGUGCAGGAUGGAAGAGUUUUAGUUAGACAUUUCGCUCUUUUUCGCCUUGCUGGACUAUUGCUGGACUAUUGCUGGGGCAGCUAUCGUUUUCUUGCUACGAGCUUUCGGAGGACUUGAUUGAUGCCAGUGAAUAAAUCGAAUCACCUUGAGACAAACACAGACAAGCGGGCCGCUUGACAAAGUGACACAAACGCUGACCACGACAGCAGUCAACAAAUAAAGGCUCAAC